Messenger RNA from Cordyceps militaris CM01, 1314 nucleotides. RefSeq names its product sarcosine oxidase. The coding region runs from base 1 to 1314 and encodes 437 amino acids. NCBI's taxonomy places the organism in Eukaryota, Fungi, Ascomycota, Sordariomycetes, Hypocreales, Cordycipitaceae. The transcript is spliced from 3 exons. Gene Ontology annotation, molecular function: sarcosine oxidase activity; flavin adenine dinucleotide binding; saccharopine oxidase activity. The record is from RefSeq and is a predicted model, not a curated record.
AUGGCACACCAUGAUUCCUACCUAAUCAUCGGUGCCGGCGUAUUCGGUGUUUCCACCGCUCUGCAUCUGAUCAAAAAGUACCCCAAUGCCUCGGUGACGCUGGUUGACCGGGACGCGUUCGACGCCGACAGCCGGGUGGCGGCCUCGUGGGACUGGAACAAGGUGGUGCGCGCCGACUACGACGACAUUGUGUACUGCGCGCUCGCGCUCGAGGCGCAGGACGUCUUCCGCGCGGACCCCCUCUGGCAGCCGCACUUCCACGAGACGGGCAUCUUCUGGAUGUCGCGCGACGACUACGCCGACGACGUCAUCCGCAACUACAAGGCCCUCGGCCGCAAGGCCGACCUGGCCCGUGUGCCCGUCAGCGAGGCCCGCAAGAUGCACGGCGGCGUCUUCCAGAACGCAGACUACAGCGGCGUCAAGAACGUCCUCGUCAACAAGACGAGCGGCUGGGUCGCCGCGGGGGACUGCCUGCGCAGCGUCACCCGUGCCGCCAUGGCCCGGGGCGUCCGCUACGUCGUCGCCGAGGUCGCGGCCGUCACGCUGGGCGAGGACGGCGAGUGCACCGGGGUUGUGACAAAGGCGGGCGGGCGCCUCGCGGCAACGCACACGAUUGUCUGCACCGGCGCGUACACGCCCAAGCUGCUGGACGUGUCGGCCACGGAGACGGGCGUGGCGGAGCUCCGAGCCGGGCAUCGGAUUGUCGCGGGCGGCAUCACUACGGGCAUGACGACGCUCAAUGACAGCGACUUUGCGCGGCAUGAAAAGAUGCCGGUUGGUGUGCAGUGGUAUUCCACCUACGCACCCUUCAUCGGCAGUCUCCCCCCAACGCCCGAUCGUGAGCUCAAGUGGUGGGGGCAAACCAUCUUCCGAAACACGACCGAAGUUGCGCCCGGCCGGCUCAUCUCGAUGCCGCCGCCGCAGGAGGACUACAACCAGUGGAUCGUGUCGGAGCGGCUCAAGGACGACAUCCGCCACGCGAGCCACGUCUUUUACGGAGACCCGAGCAAGAGCUGGAAGCUAGACAAGUAUCGCAUCUGCUGGGACGCCUUUACCACGAGCUCCGACUUCAUCAUCUCGCCGCACGCGGCGGCCAAGGGGCUCUACCUGGCCACGUGCGGCUCGUUCCACGGCUACAAGUUCUUCCCGGUCCUGGGCAAGUACGUGGUGCAGAUGCUCGAGGGCGAGUUGUCGCCUGAGCUGCAGGCCAAGUGGGCGUGGGACCGGCAGCGGCCUGACCCGGCGAGAAACCCGGACUGGCCGCGCGUGGAGAUGAGGAACUACUUGGACAACAACCUUGCUGCGAAGCUGUGA